Messenger RNA from Strigops habroptila (Kakapo), 4864 nucleotides. RefSeq names its product ETS variant transcription factor 3 (gene ETV3). Gene Ontology annotation, cellular component: nucleus. Gene Ontology annotation, biological process: cell differentiation; regulation of transcription by RNA polymerase II. The record is from RefSeq and is a predicted model, not a curated record. Gene Ontology annotation, molecular function: sequence-specific DNA binding; DNA-binding transcription factor activity, RNA polymerase II-specific. The transcript is spliced from 4 exons. Lineage: Eukaryota; Metazoa; Chordata; Aves; Psittaciformes; Psittacidae. Bases 271 to 1869 code for a protein of 532 amino acids.
GUGCCGGCUGGGAAGGGGGGUCGGGAGCCGGGAUUCCCCCCCUCCUUCCCAUCCCAUUCCCAUUCCCCUCCCUGGUCCGUGGCGUGUGUAUUUUGGCAGCGGAACCUGUCUGGUAAGAGGAGACAAAGUGUGUUUGGCUUGUUCCAUCUGUCUGCCGGCCCCGCUCCCUGGCUGGGCUCAAACACCGGGGGGAAGCCGGUUGGGAAUGAUGACGGUCAGGGAGAGCCCAGGGAAGAGGCUGGAGGUGACGAAAUUCCAUGGCUGUGGCUGAUGCCGGUUUCCUUCUGUUCCGCAGUCAGCAGGAGGGAGAAAAUGAAAGCGGGCUGCAGCAUUGUGGAUAAGCCAGAAGGAGGAGGAGGUUAUCAUUUCCCAGAGUGGGCUUACAAGACCGAGUCCAGCCCUGGCUCCCGACAGAUCCAGCUAUGGCAUUUCAUCCUGGAGCUGCUGCAGAAGGAGGAAUUCCGCCACGUCAUCGCCUGGCAGCAGGGCGAGUACGGGGAGUUUGUCAUCAAGGACCCUGACGAGGUGGCCCGGCUCUGGGGGCGCAGGAAAUGCAAACCCCAGAUGAACUACGACAAGCUGAGCCGGGCACUGAGAUACUAUUACAACAAGAGGAUUCUCCACAAGACAAAAGGCAAAAGGUUCACCUACAAGUUCAACUUCAACAAGCUGGUGAUGCCCAACUACCCCUUCAUUAACAUUCGGCCUAAUGGCGUCGUGCCGCAGAGCGCUCCUCCUGUGCCCACGGCUUCAUCCCGCUUCCACUUCCCGCCGCUGGACAGCCACUCUCCCACCGAAGAUGCCCAACCCAGCCGCUUCUCCGGCGGCUCCUUGGUCCCAUCCAACCCCGAAGUGCUGGGGGACGGCGGCGAGAGGAAGCCGGACAUGCCGGAGCUGGAGGAUGGCUCCUCGGAUUGGCGCCGGGGGGUGGAUCUCAUGGGCUCCCGCAACGCCGUGGGCGCCGGGAGCGUCAACCACCAGAAGCGCAAACCCGACAUCAUGCUCCCGCUCUUCACCAGGCCCGGGAUCUACCCGGAUCCUCACAGCCCCUUCGCCGUGUCCCCGCUGCCGGGGCGCGGGGGGGUCCUCAAUGUGCCCAUCUCUCCAGCGUUAUCCCUGACUCCCACCCUGUUCUCCUACAGCCCUUCUCCGGGGCUCAGCCCCUUCACAGGUAGCAGCUGCUUCUCUUUUAACCCCGAGGAGAUGAAACACUACCUGCACUCACAAGCCUGCUCCGUCUUCAACUACCACCUGAGUCCGCGGACUUUCCCCCGCUACCCGCUCAUGGUGCCACCACUACAGUGCCAAAUGCCCCUGGAGGAGCAGCCCCAGUUCCCCAUCAAGCUGCAGCCUCCCCCCGUGGGGCGUAAAAACAGAGAGAGACUGGAAAGUGCUGAGGAGCCGCCGGCCCCCCAGGUACCUCCUGCUCCUCCCAGGGUCAAGGUGGAGCCGGCGAUGGACAAGGAGGCCGAGCCCGAAGAGCCGCCGGUGAAAGGGAAAGACAAGAGCGACAGAGAGGAAGGCCCCAGCGUGGCGGAUGAGGAGAAGGGGCCUGUGUUUGCCAGACCAGCUGCCCCAUCGUGGCACCCAGCCCCACCGCCCGCCGCCGCGGCCGAAGAACCCCCCGAGCAAGGCGAGAGCAGUGGGGAGAAGCCGCCCCGCGAGGCCGGCGGCGAAGCGGCAGCGCAGGAGAAGCGGGAAGAUGCUCUGAUGCCUCCAAAGCUGCGUCUCAAGCGCCGCUGGAACGGGGACCGGCAAGUGGAUGUCCCCGAGGAGCGCCACAACGGCCGAGUGCACUGGACCGGGGCGCUGGGCACCCCGCACCUGGGCGCGGGCCCCGCGGCCGCCGCCGCCGCCUCCGACACCUAAAGCGGAGCGGCGCCGAGGGCCCGAGUGCUGGAACCAUCCGUGUAUUUAUGUAGCAAGGUUGCAGAGCGCGGGGGGCGGGCGGGGGGCUGGGGCUACGCCUGGUUUGGGUAAUUCUAGAAACUAGGGGGGGUGUGUUCUUUGUUUUCCUUGUUGAACUGCAGGUGAGACGCGGUUUUGUCUUGCUCCGACCGGGAGAGGCGAGGGAAGCCGGGUGCCCUCGGGCACGAGCUUCGGACCUUGCAUGAACUCCAGCGGGGCUGAGGCCUCCGCCAGGCUGGAGGAGCUCCAGACACGGUCUAUUUUCUAUAUGCUCUAGUAUUUAUAGAAGCAGGAAUCUCCAAAUUCAGCUAAUUCCCUUUUUAUAUAUAUAUCUAUAUCUCUAUAUAUACCCGGAGCCGGGUGCGAUGGUGGGAGAGGAUUCCUGCCCCGCUCCAGACGUGCCGUGCGCCAGCCUCGGAAGCCAGCUGCGUUUUUGGGGAGGGGGAUUAGGGAAUAUUGCACCGGCUGCGGAGCGGGGAAGGUGGGGGGAAGACACAAGUGGGAAAGUCGCUGCUGGAAAAGGAGCUGCAUUCCCGACAAGCGGAUCUCGGGAGCGCUGCGGGAUGCAGGCGUCGUCCUUUUCGCCUUUCUGGAAUACUGCAGAAGCCAUGAGGAAAACGUUAACAGAAAAUAAUCUUUCAGGGAAGGGAAUGGGGUGGGAAAAAGGAAUAACCUAAUGCCUUUAAUGUACGCAUUAACACGUAUCCUAGGGUUUUUUGUUUUUCCCCCUAAUUGUAUGGGUGGAGUUGGGAGAUUAACGCUGGAAUGAUUGCGGUGAGUUCAUGGAGAAGGAAUGACAGGAGCUUUGUUAACUCUUAUUCCCUUUGUUUGGUUCCCCAUAUCACUUUGACUCAUGCCUUAACUACGCUUUCUGCGAGCAGGGUCUAUGGACAGGAGCCGGACGCGUUUGGCCGAGGCCGGGAUUUGGGAUUGGAGCAAGGGAGAGCGCGGUGCGCGCCGGAGCGGAGCCCGUGCCCACGGUGUAAAUCUCGCUGUAUUUUUGCUAUAAACCUGCUAUUUCCCUACGCAGCUUUCCUUAGGCUGAGUAACUGAAGCACCGGCUUACACCCAGGCCUGCGCUUGUCUCCAUGAAUCCCAAAGGAUUCCUUGAAAGGAGCUUGGGAACAGCCGAUGUCCGCAGGGUUGGACCCGCGCGCGGCCGGCGGCUGGUUAUUCACCCGGUCGUAGGCGAGCGGCGUGUGCGGGCAGAUCCCCCCAGCCCAGGACUUGGGAAUUCUUGGAGGAGGAAGCUCGUGCGAGCGCGGGAUGAGUUGGAAACGCUCUUGGAUGGGGCUGCUUGAGCCUCAGCGGAGCGAGACGCCGGUUGCGGUACCCGGAGCGGGAGCGUUAUCCCGGCGCGCUCCGCAUCCCCCCGGCACCUGGAUUUAUCUCUUGGAGAGGAGGAAAAAGCGGGGAAGGAGCCCCUCGCUCCGGCCCUGGAGAGGGGCUCAGGGAGUGAACUCAGGAAUUUGAAAACACGAGGCCUUUCCCAUCAGUAAAUGCACAUCGUCCCCCCCCCCCGGUGCCCAAGCGCCGGAGCCGCUCGGGGAGGAGCCGACCCCAAAAAUUCCAUAAGAAACCCACAGGAAGGAAUUCAGUUGAACUGUUGUUUGGCUUUAAAGAGUUUGUAAUCGGUUUGGGGGGGGUGCUGUGGGGAGGGGGGGGGCGCUGGGGAGGGGAGGGGGGGGUUGUUCUCUUCAUAGCCAUUGCACUGCAAACCGGGAGCUCCGCGUUCAGGGAUACAGGACUCAGGUUCUCAGGACAACGGACCAGUGAUGGGCUCUGCUUUGAAAGGGGGGAGGCAGCACCCAGCCCACCCCUGCCCAUGUCACCCCGGUCCCCGCCGGCUCAGGGUGCUCCCGAGCGGACUUGGCCUUGCCUGGGCGGAGGGUGCUGAGAAACGGAGGCGAAACGUUCACGAACGAGCGAAACUUCAGACCGAAACCGUUUUUCUUUCUCUUCUUUAUUCCGAUGUGCCAAAAGAUUUCAACCGGGUCCCCGCGAGGGGGUUGGGAUCUCCACGUCCACCUGUAGGAAUGAAUCAAGAGCAUGUUCAUGUUUAAACCAUUUUUGCUUUCUUUAGCCCUAGAGAAGCUGUAGGAUAAAAAGAGACUUGGGAUGGGACAAGGAGCCGGACGCCGAGAUUUCAUGGAUGAGUGAGGGGGGAAUAAGGAUCAAGCCGAGCCGCGAUGGCUGAACUCAAUGAAGCUCCAAUGAGCCCCAAAGCGGGGCCGCCGCCGCUGGUCCCCCCAGAUCCAGAGGAGGAGGAGGAGGAGGAAGAGCCCCUCUGUGGAAGCAUUAACCCAUCGCGGCGCCCUCGGAGGCUCCAGCAGCGCUCGCUUGUCCCUUGGUUUAUUUAUUCCAUAAUUCUGGUUUAUUUUGGGGGGGUUUUCGAGUCAUUUUCUGUUGUUGUUGUUGCUCUUUUUGUGUCUUUGGGAUCCUGGGUUGGGUUCCAGCCCACCAUUAAUAAUAACGCAUUGAUUUCUCUUUGGGGUUGAAAGAAUCGUAAUCAGAUUGUUUAAAGACUUCAAAUAUGAUUUUUUUGGGGGGGGGGGGGAGGGUGGGUUUAGAGUGGUUUUAAGGAGAAACUUCACAACUAGAACAUUUUCGGGGAGGGGGGUUGCUGGGUUUUGGUUGGGUUCAAUCACUUCUCCCGAUGCUUUGGCUGGGAUGAGCAGGGAUGAGCGGACGGGGCCGUGGAGCCAACGCGGGUGUCUCUGUACAUACCAGUGUAAAGUUGUCCCCAUCUCCUCCGUCGUGCAGUGCCUUUGGACGUUCCACUUUCUAGAAAGUCUUUCAAGAAAAACAAACAAAAAAGUCAAAACCACACAAAGUUGGCAUCUAUAUAUUAUAUAUAUAUGAUGUAAUGUUAGAGAAAUAUAUGUAUAAUAUACAUAUUUUUUUUCCAGGGGUAUCUGAUAGCUCUGUAUUUUGUUAUGGAAGUUGAAAGAGAAAA